Molecule: messenger RNA, 1164 nt
Organism: Naegleria lovaniensis
Lineage: Eukaryota; Heterolobosea; Eutetramitea; Acrasida; Naegleriidae
Exons: 3
Coding region: 1-1164 (387 amino acids)
Source: RefSeq, a predicted model, not a curated record
AUGAGUUCCGAGAAGUUGAAAACAAGACCCAUCCUGUCAGCAGCAACCAUUUCAUUAUUCUUGACAGCAUUAUUAUAUCCAAUAUAUUCAUCCAAUGUUGAAGCUCAUACUGGAAGAUUAUCCCAUCCUUCCAUAUUCUCAUCACAUGAAUUUCCAAAUUCACAAUAUCAUCCAUUGAGAUCUUCUUCCUUUCAUAAUUCUUCUCAUCCCGUAUCACUUCCCGGAGAUGACAAGGAUGAUUAUGUACAUCCAAUAUUUAUUUGUUUUUUUGUGUUUUAUUUCUUUGGAUUUUCUCUUGUCUUUUGUUAUGCUAUUCAUUUACUUGGAUCUAAAUUUGGAAAAUGGUAUAGAAAUUAUCGAACGAAAAGGAAACAACAAUCAAAUUCUAAUGAAUAUUACUCAACUAUUCGAAAUCGAUCGCAUAGCAAUCAGAGUGGUAGAAUGGAUAUGGUCACUUUAUCUUCUGAACAGCAACAUCACACAACUAUUGCAAAUCAUACCAUUUCUAAUAAUUAUUUAUAUCCUAAUAAUCAAUCGAAUCACUCAUUACAAUAUUUAUUUUAUAUUCAAAUUGUACCUUAUUUCCUUAUUAGAUUUUUAAUUUAUUUUUUAAUUGGAUUUGAAUUGAUACCAAAGGAUUAUUUUGAUAUUGAAAAUAAUUGGGCUCAUUCUCAGAUAUUUCUAGUAGCAUUUUCAUUGAGUGGAAUUUUAUUACAUAAUUCUUAUUUUUUAAUUGCAUUCUUUUGGAGUGAAUUAGAAAGUGUUAAAAGAGGUAUUCCUACUCGUCAAAUUAAACCUCUUCUCAUUUUCAUUACAUGUAGUUUAAUUUGGUUUGGAGCUGAAAUUGCAAUGGCUAUUCUAGUCUUUGUGAAAUGUUAUCCAAAUUUAUAUUCUCCAUCUUCAAAUACAAAAUCCAUGUGGAAUUUAAAUUUUGAUGAAGGUUUGAAAUAUUUGAAAAGAAAGAGUUUGACACAAAAGACCAAACGAAUGAUGAAUCAUUUGCAGAAUGAUACGAGUAGUGGUGGUGGUGCCCAUGGUGGUGGUACUAUUGGUCAAGAUGAUGAUGAUACAAAACAUCCUCAUGUCAUGGAUGAAACGAGUCAUUUAUUAGUAUCCAAAUCGAAUCAUAUCAUAUACAACAACAACAACUUGGAUGGAGAAUAG